CUUCACUAACUAGUACUUUAUCUAAGUUGGUAUAUUGAUAAUAGUUUAAGAUGUAAUCUAGACAGUUGUCGUAUUCGAAUUUAACAAGUUGAAAUUAUACAGCAACUUUAUAUAUCAGCAAAAUAAAUUCAUAUCUAAUGUCUUCGUCAUUAAACAAAAAUAUAAGAUUGUCGUGCCUACUAUUUAUUGCAUGGCUUAUAGAUAUGUAUUGCUUGGAUAUAUUGAAGGAUAUUUAUGUAAAUGAUCAAAAUAAUUCAGUGAAUCAAUUAACCAACCCAUCUGAUCAUAUAACUGAACCAAUGAAAACUAAACGGCAGAAUAAAUUGAAACUUUCCAAUCCCAUCAAGUCUCAGUCGUUACAUAAACGUGGUGAUUUUAUGGACUCCGAUCAAAAUGAUAUAACAAAAAUGAAAGCUGUAUUAAAUAAAACAGCUUUACUACCAUGUCGUCCAGAUCGACAAUUAUUAAGUGUAAAUGGUAUAGACGAAAAUACUAAAGGGACUCUCUUAUGGAAAAGAACUAAAACCAAUGAAUAUCUGAUUCAUAAUAACAGACGACUUCAUCCCGAUACUCGAUAUAUACUCGAUAUGUCGUCAUUUGAUCAGACAAUACUUGACCUUCGUAUUGAUCGUGUUCAAAGAACCGAUGAAGGUGAAUAUGUAUGCUUAUAUUCAAAUGGUGAAACAGUUUAUAAACAACGUGUUUAUCUCAAUGUACUUGUACCUCCGGUUAUUUCUGAAAAUAGUUCCAGUUCUACAAGAGUAAUCGCCCAUGAAGGUGAAAAAGUUAUCUUACAAUGUAAAGCUUGGGGAGUACCAGAGCCUAUUAUCACAUGGUAUUUAACUCCGAAAGAAGGACGUCAAUAUCGAAUAUACGAGGCGACUGAUAAAAGAUUCAUAAUUGAACCAAAUCAGUUAAUGAUUUCAAAUAUAACUCGUGAUUUGCAAGGAACUUAUAAGUGUCUAGCACAAAAUGGACUAGAACAAAAUGCAUGGCGUAUCAUAGAGCUUGACGUACGAUAUCCUCCAACUAUUGAAAUGGCUAAUCUAAAACUUGGUCAACUACUUAGAGGUACAACAAUGGUACGAGCUGUAAUUGCUGGCAAUCCAAUUAAUUUAUUUUAUUGGGAAUUCAAUGGAAGACCAAUUCAUGGACCGAAUAGUAAUUGUCUUGUCCCGAUGCCGAAUGAAAAAUAUUGUAUUUUAAUUGAUAAAGCAAAUUCUAAACAUGGCGUCAUUAGAACAACUUUAUUUAUAGCUAAUUUAACUAUAGCUAACUAUGGUCAAUAUACAUGCGUAGUUGAAACACCAUUUGGUACAUUUCGUAAUAGUACAGAAAUAUUUAGAACCUACUCGUCUCCAUCAACAACAUGGGACAAUUCAUAUGCUGGGAACUAUGAACAUCGUGUUCCAAGUUUAUUAACAAACUAUCAAGGUUCAUAUGAAAAAAUGUCAGAAAAAUUAAACAAACGUGCAACUUAUCUUACACAAGAUCGUUUAAAAUCAUCAUCUUAUUCCUCUUUAUCUUCAGUAAAUGAUUUCAAUUCACUACUGUCUACUACUAGUACAAUCAAUCAACAACAACCAUCAUCAUCCUUAUGUCCAACAUGUUUAAAUUAUCAACAAAAACAAAUGAAUGAUUUAACUACACUUAAACCGAAUCUUUUAACAUUGAACAAUUUCAAUGAUUAUAAUUAUUUGAGAAAUUUAUCAAGCACAUUGAAAUGUUCAUGUAUUACAUUCCAUUUAUUAUGGUUGAAUAUUUUCACUUCAUUUUUAUAUUACUAUUAUAAUUAUCAUUAUAACUGUUUUGUUUAA
Messenger RNA from Schistosoma turkestanicum, 1817 nucleotides. The record is from the annotation of a GenBank genome assembly. Lineage: Eukaryota; Metazoa; Platyhelminthes; Trematoda; Strigeidida; Schistosomatidae.